This is a messenger RNA of Sphenostylis stenocarpa, 1221 nucleotides long. The record is from the annotation of a GenBank genome assembly. Lineage: Eukaryota; Viridiplantae; Streptophyta; Magnoliopsida; Fabales; Fabaceae.
AUGAUGAAGACGGUCAUGGAAGCUCAACUCAGAGUGUUGAAUCCCUCCACUCUGGGUCGCCACUUUUUCUGCCAAACAACCACGUUCCCACGCUCUCACCCUUUCCUUUUCUUCCAACGCGCCGCUUCCACCACACCCAUCUCUUCCUCUCUGGCGCGCCCCCUCAUUCCUCCAAAUUCCAAUCACCGUAACUUCAUUUUCUCCUCUCUCACCUCUUCCCAAUCCCUUAACUCUUCCACCCACUUUCCCAAUGCUCACCACAACACCUUUCUCUCUCAAUCACAGGGUGGUGGUAGCGCUUUCGUCUGGAACCCUGCUUCGGACACCCCAAGCGCCGCGCUUUACGGACCCAAAGACCGCGUGCCCACGGUGGUCCUGUUGGGGUGGCUCGGAGCGAGGACCAAGCACCUCAAGAGGUACGUCGAGUGGUACAAUUCGCGUGGCUUUCACGCGGUUACCUUCGUCGUCGAUGUCAACGAGCUACUUCGAAUUGACCUCGGCCACGUUCUCGAGACCCGAAUCUCUCUCCUCGCCGACCACCUCGUUUCUUGGUUGUCUCGUGAGGAACAAGAUGGGAAGGAACGAUGCUUGGUUUUUCACACUUUCAGUAACACGGGUUGGUUUGUGUACGUGGACUUGUUAAUCAUUCUGCUAAUUCCAAACGCCCCCUAUGAGGAUCUCAUGGAGAAGAUUAAGGGCUGCAUUGUUGAUUCGGGAGGAGGAGAACCUUUCAAUCCACAGGUCUGGGCUGCCGGUUUUUCUGCUGCUAUAUUUAAGAAGCGCAGCUCUUUAGGAUCUGUAGCCGAGGUAGAAGGGAAGCUGAAAUCAGAGACUGAAGCUAGCUUGUCAAAUAUUCAACAGGACGAACCUUCCAAGAUUGAAACAGUGGUCUUGGCACUAUUAGAGAAGCUCUUCUCAUUUGUUUUGCAGUUGCCAGAUGUGAAUCAGAGGUUAACAAGGAUUGUGAAUGUGCUGACGAAACACCAGCCUUGCCCCCAGCUUUACCUGUAUAGUACAGCUGACAAAGUAGUUCCAUUUCAAUCAAUAGAAGCGUUAAUUGAGGAGCAGAGAAAGAUGGGAAAGUGGGUAAGGUCCUUUAACUUCGGAUCAUCACCCCACGUGGAUCAUUAUAGGACAUUUCCGGACCUAUAUUUAUCACAGGUUACUGAGUUUUUGAACCAAUGUUUUUCCACAACCACACAGACACCUUACAAGGCUUAA